CGCAAGAUCUUAUCCACACCACACAGCGGCCAGAUACCUGAUCGUGCUUGGAUGGAAGGGCGAAACCCGAUCGCCUGAUGUGCUGCCUGCAACUCAGAGGAGUGACUUAUCAGGACGAGUUAAAAUGUCUUCUUCCUCGAGCGAGGUCAUUAGUGCCGAUGAUAUCAAGAGGGCGAGCGCAAGGGCAUUGGAGAAUCGUGGGAGUGUCAAGCUGUCAGUGCUGGAUCCCGCGGAGUUGUCUAUGGAGAAUGCAACUUCAGUCUCGGGCAUCGAUGCGGUUCGUUCCGAACUUCUGGACUGUACAACGGCCUCGCUGGCCUUCUCUCCCGAGCAGGUCGCGUGCGUCUGCGAAGCGCUGCUGCAGGGAGGGAACGUGGAGCGACUGUCUAGGUUCCUCUGGUCACUGCCGCAGAGUGACCUGCUGCGGGGCAACGAGAGCAUCCUGAAAGCGCAAGCGAUAGUCGCUUUUCAUCAGGCCCGCUUCCAAGAGCUCUACUGCAUUUUGGAGAACCACAGUUUCAGUCCGUCAAAUCACCCAUCUCUGCAGGAUAUGUGGUACAAGGCGCGUUACACCGAAGCGGAGAAGGCGCGGGGUAGACCGCUGGGUGCCGUGGACAAGUACCGCUUACGCAGGAAAUAUCCCCUGCCUCGGACUAUCUGGGACGGAGAGGAGACCGUGUAUUGUUUCAAAGAGAGGUCUAGGAAUGCGCUGAAGGAUAUGUAUAAACGAAACAGGUACCCCUCUCCAGCCGAGAAACGCAAUCUCGCCAAAAUUACAGGACUUUCCCUGACGCAGGUCAGCAACUGGUUCAAAAACAGGCGGCAGAGAGACAGAAAUCCAUCCGAGGCGCAGUCAAAAAGUGAGUCAGAUGGAAAUCACAGUACAGAAGAUGAGUCCAGUAAAGGCCAGGAGGACCUGUCACCACGUCCCCUGUCCAGCGGCUCUUCAAGCUCAGCUGUACAUGGAACAGCCCCCUCUACAGUUUACUCAGAUGGAGGAACAACUGUCAUCCAACAAAUCGGAGAUGUUAAGAUGCCCUCACACACAACUGCAGGAAUGAGUUUUAAUGGUGACCUUGCAAGUGUGAAUGCUCACUACAUCAAUGGUGGAGCCUAUGUUCAGUCACAUGGAAACAAUGCUCUCCUGAAUGGACUCGGUGCCACAGGUGGCCAUUUCUUGACCUUUGACCCCCAGAGGAUCUCCCAUAAUAGCCAGGAGAGACUUUUGGGUGGAUCUUCUGUGUCCUAUGCACCUUAUUCAAUGGGGGUUUCAGAAACUGGAUCUGGAAAGCUGGAGAACAUGCAAACUCUUGUUUCCAAUGAAGAUGGCGUAAUUCCUUCAGUGGUCUCUUUCGCCUCUGCCCCUUCCACGCCCUGCACCACCUCAGGAGCGCUUCAUCUUAGCAGUUACAGUGUGGUUAAUCUCCCUGGAACUGAAUCCACCAUGGGUCUUCCUCCUGUUAUGAUGCCUCCAUCUUCAAACUCAUCUUGUCAUGGCUCUGCUCCUUUGGGUAAUGUGGCCAGUGACUCAGCCCAGCACUCAAACCAAACCCUGCUCUACACCCAAACUGUCAAGCAGGAGCCUUUGGAUGUGGUUGGAAGCUACAGCUAUCCCUCUGAAAUGCCCUUGGACCAAGGCAACAACCUGGGCUAUACAGCCUCCCUUUUUCUUUCUUCAAAUCUCAGCUCUUCUUCCUCCAGUGGCAACUGUCUUCCCCAUACUGUCACAGCUACGGUCACCUCUGCCCUCUCCAACACAGAGGUCCACCACUCUCUGAAUCAAGUUGGACGUGGCCUCCAGCAGGACAUUAGAGCCCUGUCCUCGGACUACAGGUCCCAAGAUGUCCAGUUGUCCCUGUCCACUGCCAGGGUAGGAGAAGGCCGGAUCAGGGUUGUUUGUGGAGAUCUGGACAUGGAGGGUAAAGAGCUGGCCAAGCUGCAGACUGUACAAAUGGAUGAUGAUAGCAGUGACCUCUGACUUGUGGUAUGAUGUCGUCAGUACUGAAGAGCUGCAAUUCACUUGUGCUGGACUAGUUUUGUUGCACCACAUUGUGGCCUAAUAACAGGGACCCAAUAAGCACAAAUCAUUCUUAAACAACAAUAUUAUUAUAUUGAACAGUGCCUUCCUGUCCUCAGAUAUCCCAACCUGCACUAAGAGGGCUGUAGAAUGUUCCAGGUAAUGCACUGACCUUUUGAAGAUUAUAAAGCUUCAAUGUCUUUACUGUCACCUCAUAAGAAAGCAAGCAAGAAAAACCUGUUAAAGCACCAUAGAAAUGUGCUCUGAAUCAAAAACUGCAGUUUUACACUAAUUAUUUCUUAUGACAAGAUUUUAUGAAAGCAGAAAUGUGUGUUUUUGUUGUUGAUGGUUGGCUUUUGUAUUUAAAUUCUUUGAGUGUGAUGAAGUAAAUGUGAUAAAGGUUAUUUUGUUAAGUUUGACUUUUGAGUUUUUGAGUUUUAUGUUACAGAAUGUUCGAUUUAAAUUCAUAUGCCUCUCUCUACGCAUGCCAAUGUGGACUUUGUUCUUUUUAAGCAUAUAAUCUUGACCAUUAUGAUACGAUCUAAACUAGACAAGCAAUUUGCUUGAAGACUUCAUCUAAAGUAAUUGAAGUAUGAGUGUUUUUUUUCUUUGUUGUCUACAUCUGGCUGUGUAGAGAUAUGUACUUCAGUUUGCAUUUGACAUUUCUUUAGCAGUAAAAAAGGCCCAAUGCUGAAUUCACAGAUCCUUGCAGGACAAGUAAAAUAUACUGACUCCAAACAUGAGCUCUGCAAGAACCACAAGAAAACUUAAAACGUCAGUCCUGUCUGAAAGAACCCUAUUUUUCUAAACCCUUCCACCCUAUUAAAUAUUUAUAU
Xyrauchen texanus (razorback sucker) is the source of this 2853-nucleotide messenger RNA. It is a transcript of the gene six4b, whose product is annotated as SIX homeobox 4b. Lineage: Eukaryota; Metazoa; Chordata; Actinopteri; Cypriniformes; Catostomidae. The record is from RefSeq and is a predicted model, not a curated record. Gene Ontology annotation, biological process: regulation of transcription by RNA polymerase II. The coding region runs from base 125 to 1978 and encodes 617 amino acids. The transcript is spliced from 3 exons. Gene Ontology annotation, molecular function: DNA-binding transcription factor activity, RNA polymerase II-specific; RNA polymerase II cis-regulatory region sequence-specific DNA binding. Gene Ontology annotation, cellular component: nucleus; transcription regulator complex.